Molecule: messenger RNA, 1939 nt
Organism: Dreissena polymorpha
Lineage: Eukaryota; Metazoa; Mollusca; Bivalvia; Myida; Dreissenidae
Product: protocadherin Fat 3-like
Exons: 6
Coding region: 241-1167 (308 amino acids)
Biological process (GO): homophilic cell-cell adhesion
Cellular component (GO): cell-cell junction; plasma membrane
Molecular function (GO): calcium ion binding
Source: RefSeq, a predicted model, not a curated record
CGGGAAUGAGUCCGCGUAUACGACCGUCUGGGUGUCUCUCCAAGACAUCAACGACAACCCGCCCUUGUUCUCACAAAACAAAUACGUGACCGAGUUGUAUGAGAGAGUGCCGAUUAACACUUAUGUUAUGCAGGUUUCUGCAAGUGAUGCUGACAGCAUCGGGCCAAACUCUGACAUCGUCUACCGCAUCAUUGGCGAAACGAGAAGGGCGUCUUCACCAUAGACCCGCCGAAAAGUGGAAUGAUCAAGACAAUCGCGAUCGUAGAUUACGAGGUGCAGGACUCGUACAGACUUGUUAUAGAGGCCAGAGACGAUGGGAAGACACUGUCCCUGUCGAGUACUUGCGUUGUGGAGAUCAACAUUAUUGACAUCAACGACUACCCGCCCUUGUUCUCACAGAACAAAUACGUGAAAAAGUUGUAUGAGGAAGUGCCGAUUUACACUUAUGUUUUGCAGGUUUCUGCAAGUGAUGCUGACAGAAUCGUGCCAAACUCUGACAUCGUCUACCACAUCUUUGGCGGAAACGAGAAGGGCGUCUUCACCAUAGACCCGCCGAAAAGUGGAAUGAUCAAGACAAUCGCGAUCGUAGAUUACGAGGUGCAGGACUCAUGCAGACUUGUUAUAGAGGCCAGAGACGAUGGGAAGACACUGUCUCUUUCGAGUACUUGCGUUGUGGAGAUCAUCAUUAUUGACAUCAACGACAACCCGCCCUUGUUCUCACAAAACAAAUACGUGAAAAAGUUGUAUGAGGAAGUGCCGAUUAACACUUAUGUCUUGCAGGUUUCUGCAAGUGAUGCUGACAGCAUCGGGCCAAACUCUGACAUUGUCUACCGCAUCGUUGGCGGAAACGAGACGGGCGUACUCACCAAAGACCCGCCGAAAAGUGGAAUGAUCAAGACAAUCGCGAUCGUAUAUUACGAGGUGCAGAACUCGUACAGACUUGUUAUAAAGGCCAGAGACAAUGGAACAGUGUCGCUGUCAAGUACUUGCGUUGUGGAGAUCAACAUUAUUGACAUCAACGACAACCCACCCUUGUUCUCACAGAACAAAUACGUGACCGAGAUGUAUGAGGAAGGGCCGAUUAACACUUAUGUUAUGAAGGUUUCUGCAAGUGAUGCUGACAGCAUCGGGCCAAACUCUGACAUCGUUUACCGCAUUAUUGGCUGAAACGAGAAGGGCGUCUUCACCAUAGACCCGUCAAAAAGAGGAAUGAUCAAGACAAUCGCGAUCGUAGAUUACGAGGUGCAAGACUCGUACAUACUUGUUAUAGAGGCUAGAUACAAUGGGACAGUGUCGCUGUCAAGUACUUGCGUUGUGGAGAUCAACAUAAUUGACAUCAACGACAACCCGCCCUUGUUCUCACAGAACAAAUACGUGACCGAGUUGUAUGAGGAAGUGCCGAUGAACACUUAUGUUAUGAAGGUUUCUGCAAGCGAUGCUGACAGCGUCGGGCCAAACUCUGAUAUCGUCUACCACAUCAUUGGCGGAAACGAGAAGGGCGUCUUCACCAUAGACCCGCCGAAAAGUGGAAUAAUCAAGACAAACUUGGUCGUAGAUUACGAGGUGCUUGACUCAUACAGACUUGUCAUAGAGGCCAGAGACAAUUGGAUGUCAAGUACUUGCGUUGUGGAGAUCAACAUUAUUGACAUUAAUGACAAUUAUCCAAGGUUCACAAAGACGUCACCUGUUUGAUAUCAGUGAAAGUACGUGAAUUGUGCACACAAUUUCGUAUCAUUUACUUAUUUACACCAUUAACAAUGUUGAUGAAAGUAAUCAGAAAAUGGGUAAUAAUUGAUUUUUUCAAUAGUAUGUUGUUUUUUAUGCUCUGGUGGGGAGAGCAUGUACUUGCUGCUUUGUCAAUCCGUCUAAUUUCUUAUUUUGACGGAGUUGCGUUUGGUGGAUCUGAAACGAAUUUUCCUUGUUAUCUAAAUUUCCUACU